Messenger RNA from Dictyostelium discoideum AX4, 753 nucleotides. RefSeq names its product proteasome subunit alpha type 4 (gene psmA4). Lineage: Eukaryota; Evosea; Eumycetozoa; Dictyosteliales; Dictyosteliaceae. The record is from RefSeq and is a predicted model, not a curated record. Bases 1 to 753 code for a protein of 250 amino acids. The transcript is spliced from 3 exons. Gene Ontology annotation, cellular component: nucleus; cytoplasm; proteasome core complex, alpha-subunit complex. Gene Ontology annotation, biological process: protein catabolic process; proteasomal protein catabolic process; ubiquitin-dependent protein catabolic process.
AUGGCAAGAAGAUAUGAUCAAAGAACAACAAUUUUUUCACCAGAAGGUCGUGUUUAUCAAGUAGAAUAUGCAAUGACAGCAAUUAGACAUGCAGGUGCAACAGUUGGUAUUUUAGCAAAAGAUGGUAUUGUUUUAGCAGCAGAGAAAAAGACCACAGCAAAACUUUUAGAUUCAUCAACAUCAAUCUCUGAAAAGAUGUUUAAGAUUGAUGAACAUGUUGUUUGUGCAGUCGCUGGUAUCACAUCCGAUGCCAACAUUUUAAUCAAUUAUGCAAGAUUAUCAUCACAACGUUUCUUUUAUCAAUAUCAAGAACCAAUGCCAGUCGAACAAUUGGUCUCUCAAAUUUGUGAUACAAAACAAGGUUACACUCAAUAUGGUGGUUUACGUCCAUUUGGUGUCUCAUUCCUUUAUGCUGGUUGGGAUCGUCAUUAUGGUUUCCAAUUAUAUCAAUCUGAUCCUUCUGGUAAUUUUGCUGGUUGGAAAGCUACCUCAAUUGGUGGUGAAAAUAGUCAAGUUGCACAAUCAGUUUUAAGAUCAAAUUAUAAACCAGAUAUUUCAUUAAAAGAAGCCCUUCAAUUGGCUCUCAAAGUUUUAACAAAAACUAUGGAUCGUUCAAAUAUCAACAGUGAAAAAUUAGAAUUCUCUUAUUUCACUAAACAAGGUGACAAUGUUGUUUAUCAUAUUUUUACUGCAGCAGAAUUAGAUGCUUUCAUUAAAGAAACUGAUCUCGAACAAGAAACUGAAGAUAAUUAA